AUGUCUGGGAUCAAGAGUUCAGUGAAUUUGCUGAGGGUUGCUGUCAGGUCGCAGAUCGUCUCCAAAGCCGCCCUGUCACACAAGCCUGCGAAGCACCACAUAUCCGCUGGCGUAAGUACAUGCAGCAGGUUGCUGCGCACUUUCCCUUUCCUCAAUGCUCCCAGCAGCGCGCGUAAAAGCCUGUCCAUCCCAAAUCCAUUAGAUUUCUGUCGAUAUGAAGCAUGAUUUUGCAGCAUUAUAAGAUUAUAUCAAAGUAAUAUGGGUUAAUGUAAAGAGGGUGAUAUUAAUAACUGACAAUGACAGCUCUCACACUGGUAGGCUAUAGGGUCAUGGCUAGAAAAGCUACAGCUUUUGUCAAAUUAAGGUCAAACGUUUAUUUUUGUUGCAUUUUAGCUAACCCUACCCCGAACCUUUUUCCUACCCUUAACCAAAUUAUCCUAACCUGCUACGUUAAUUCUCCUAACCUGCUAUGAAAAGGCAAAUCUAACAAAAGCUAUAUCCCAUCUAGUGAAAACCAGCCUGGUCUAUAGGGGAAGUGCGGAUAACGUCAUUAGCACUUUAAAUUCCUUCACGUAGACUAGUAAGUAGUCUGUUGCAUGCAUGGAUAAUUCAAGUCCUUUAUUUUUAUGUGUGUUUGACAUUUGUUUUAUGUAUUUGGUAUCGGAUAAUUAAGCUACUCACAUUUUCUGCCUUAUAGGCUAGCUCAUGUGCAUGGAGCCUACUUGAGAUUGUGCCAAUAAUGUGACCUUGUAGGACUUUGCCAAAUAUAGUCAAACUGUGCCCAAUUUGAUUUAAAUCUACAGGGAAGGAUACUGAUAGAAAUGGCUCACCCCUGUUUAAAGAAAAAUUUGAGUUAUCUCAUCAAGGGUGAAUUCAGAACAACUGGGACACUUUUUGCAUUUCCGUCUUCUGUAACCUCUUCAAACAUCUAUCCAACAUAUUGGCCCAACACAUGAUAUGUUUCUGAAAUCCUCAAGAUGUUUCCUAAUCACACACACACACAAAAUGUUGAUAUCAUAUUCACAGGAGGCAUGACACACCCAUUUGUGUACACUGAGUCAAAACCAUAUUUUCAACUUGCAUUUGGUGGACUGGGACAGCAGGUUAGAUAAACUGGGACACCCUUAUAGUACUAAUGGUACCCCAAUGGCAAUUCAAUACAACUGUAUGUGAUUAGGAAACAUCUUGAGGAUUUCAGAAACAUAUCAUGUGUUGGGCCAAUAUGUUGGAUAGAUGUCUGAAGAGGCUACAGAAGAUGGAAAAAUCUAAAAGUGUCCCACUUUUUCUGAAUUCACUCAAAUAAGAGUACUAAUAAGAGUACUAAUAACAGUACUACAAGGAAAAAUGAACAGGAUAUAGUACUACAAGAAGUAGAGCACAGUACAGGUGGUCCCUAAUGUAAACUGGAUAUAUUUCCUCCUUUGGAAAUGCCUAUAAGACUUUAACUACUCCAUGCUGUGCUACUUUAACUACUCCAUGCUGUGCUACUUUAGCUACUCCAUGCUGUGCUACUUUAGCUACUCCAUGCUGUGCUACUUUAGCUACUCCAUGCUGUGCUACUUUAGCUACUCCAUGCUGUGCUACUUUAGCUACUCCAUGCUGUGCUACUUUAGCUACUCCAUGCUGUGCUACUUUAGCUACUCCAUGCUGUGCUACUUUAGCUACUCCAUGCUGUGCUACUUUAGCUACUCCAUGCUGUGCUACUUUAGCUACUCCAUGCUGUGUUACUUUAGCUACUCCAUGCUGUGCUACUUUAGCUACUCCAUGCUGUGCUACUUUAGCUACUCCAUGCUGUGUUACUUUAGCUACUCCAUGCUGUGCUACUUUAGCUACUCCAUGCUGUGUUACUUUAGCUACUCCAUGCUGUGCUACUUUAGCUACUCCAUGCUGUCCUACUUUAGCUACUCCAUGCUGUGCUACUUUAGCUAGCUAUGAUUGGUAAAGCGGGACAACCAAAAUGACUGAAUUACAAUUUAAACAUAAUACUGAAACAUAAUAUUGAAACAUAAUAUUGAAACAUCCCAUAUGGAAAAGUAAUAUAUGGCAAUAUAUGUAUAUUACUUAUAUGUUUUAUAUGGGCAGAUAUGGUGGAAACAUAUGCUUAUAUGUUUAUUACAUAUAUGUCAAAAUAUAUGUGACCUUAUAUGCUUAUAUAUAUACAUUUACAUUUUAGUCAUUUAGCAGACGCUCUUAUCCAGAGCGACUUACAGUUAGUGAAUACAUAUUUUUUUUAUACUGGCCCCCUGUGGGAAUACUAUGUGUGACACACAGUAUUCAAAUGUUUAUUACAUGUAUGCCCCUUACAUGCCACAAUACAUGUUAACAAUAUGUGUUAACAUAUUUGUUACGGGAGCAUUAUUUCAGUGAUACUUGUAGUCAUGGUAAUAAAACAGAAUAAACAACAAAACACAAAAAACUUCACCAUUAAUGCCCUAUUUGCAAUGAUUAAUUAGUAAAUUCAUUUAAGGCAUAGUUCACUUUUUUACACCUUAUAGUCAGUCAGAUGGUUCCUUUCCCUGAAAGUAGUCCAUGGGCCAGGAGAAACUGUCAUCCAUGAUUUACAGUUGUUUAAAUAGCCACUAAUAACAUUGAGGUGUAUUUGGCCAUAAACAUUUAAACUUUGACUAAUUGCCCCCAUCAACCCCAUAGUUUUUUUGUUAGCCAUCAAUUUAUUGAUUAAAAAAUAAAUAAAAAGAAACCUGUUAUGGUGUAUUCAUUUUUAAUGGGAUACUGAGAGCUUUCAAGAUUUAGGUCAUUUUUCUACUUACUCAGAGUCAGAUGAAUUGAUGAAUACAUUUUUAUGUCUAUUGAAACAUAAUAUUGAAACAUCAUAUUUUCAAGAUCAAAUAAUUGUAGGCCUAAACAUAAUGUCAUGGUGUUGUUUUCAUCCAGGAACAAGCCAUUGCAUUGACAGCCUUUUUUGUCACCAUCCUGGGGCCGUCUGGUUAUGUCCUCGCUCACAUGGAGGACUACAAGCACCACUCCUAA
Molecule: messenger RNA, 2988 nt
Organism: Coregonus sp. 'balchen'
Lineage: Eukaryota; Metazoa; Chordata; Actinopteri; Salmoniformes; Salmonidae
Source: the annotation of a GenBank genome assembly